CUCUAUAAAAAAUAAUUUCAUACUACAAUUAGGCCCUGCGUCUUCGCGGGUCUUUACAGGCAACACGCUUUUCUCUCCUUCUCAUUCCAUCGUCAAAUCAUAUAUCCUUUUUCUUUUCCAAAACAUCACUUGACUCUCUCUUUCUCCAUUAUCUUUCAAGUACAAAUUGCCCCAAAAGAAGGACGUUAUGAUCAAUCUCUGAGUUUUUCAGUUUUGUUGUUACAUAAUUAAUCAAGGAAUGCAUGCAUGCAGGGAGUGGGGGAUCAGUUUUAGCUUGAUUAGCUGAUUAAUGAAUUUGUGCAGCACAAGAAGCAAAGAUGUCGGGUUUUGUGGGUGUACUUGUUUCUGAUCCAUGGCUUCAAAGCCAGUUCACUCAAGUCGAGUUACGCUCCCUCAAAUCUAAGUUUGUGUCGACGAGGACUCAGUGCGGUAGUGUCACGGUGGGGGAUUUGCCACCUAUUUUUGCUAAAUUGAGGGCCUUCACUGAGAUGUUUAAUGAGGAUGGUAUUAAGGCUAUGUUGGGGGAGGCAGGUUUCAACAUGGAAGAAGAACUCGACUUCGAAUCCUUCCUAAAGGCAUACAUAAAUUUGCAAAGCCGAGCAACUAAAAAAUCAGGUGGGAAGAAACUGAAAAGCUCUGUUUCCUUUCUCAAGGCAGCCACAACUACAUUUCACCAUAACAUCAACGAGUCAGAGAAGGCUUCCUAUGUGUCCCACAUUAACAGCUACUUGGCGGAAGAUCGCUUCUUGAAGAAAUAUCUCCCAUUAGAUGCAGCAACAAAUGACUUAUUUGAUCUUGUAAAAGAUGGAGUUCUUCUUUGUAAGCUUAUAAAUGUGGCUGUUCCUGGGACCAUAGAUGAGCGAGCUAUUAACACAAAAGGGACCCUUAAUCCAUGGGAAAGGAAUGAGAACCACACCCUUUGCCUUAAUUCUGCAAAGGCUAUUGGCUGUACAGUUGUUAAUAUCGGCACACAGGACCUUGUUGAAGCAAGACCCCAUCUGGUACUUGGAUUGAUUUCUCAAAUUAUUAAGAUUCAGCUAUUAGCCGACCUUAAUCUUAAGAAAACUCCUCAACUUGUGGAAUUGGUGGAUGACAGCAAGGAUGUGGAGGAGCUCUUGGGUUUGGGACCUGAAAAGGUUCUAUUGAAAUGGAUGAAUUUUCAUCUGAAGAAAGCUGGCUACAGUAAACAGGUUACAAACUUCUCUUCUGAUGUGAAGGAUGGAGAGGCCUAUGCUUACCUUCUCAAUGCUCUUGCCCCAGAACACAGUAGCCCUGCUUCCUUGGAUACCAAGGAUCCGACAGAGAGGGCAAACAUGGUUCUUGUGCAGGCAGAGAAGCUGGAUUGUAAAGGAUAUCUCACUUCUAAAGACAUUGUUGAGGGAUCACCAAAUCUUAAUCUUGCAUUUGUGGCUCAAAUAUUUCAGCACAGAAAUGGGCUGUCUGCUGAUACCAGUAAGAUGUCCUUUGCUGAGAUGAUGACAGAUGAUGCACAAACUUCUCGAGAAGAGAGGUGCUUCCGACUGUGGAUUAACAGUCUUGGAACUGCUACAUAUGUCAAUAAUGUUUUUGAGGAUAUCAGGAACGGAUGGGUUCUUCUAGAAGUUCUUGACAAAGUUUCUCCGGGAUCAGUUAAUUGGAAGCUGGCAUCCAAGCCUCCUAUAAAGAUGCCAUUUAGAAAAGUUGAGAAUUGCAACCAAGUAAUACAGAUAGGGAAGGACUUGUGCUUCUCCCUUGUGAAUGUAGCUGGAAAUGACAUUGUCCAAGGAAAUAAGAAGCUCAUAUUAGCCUAUUUAUGGCAACUGAUGAGGUUUACGAUGCUUCAACUCCUGAAAAACUUAAGAUCUCACUCCUCCCACUCCCAGGGUAAAGAGAUUACAGAUGCUGACAUUCUAAAAUGGGCAAACAACAAAGUGAAGAAAGCAGGUAGAACGUCUCAAAUGGAGAGCUUCAAGGAUAAGAACCUUUCAAAUGGAAUUUUCUUCCUUGAGCUUCUUAGCGCGGUGGAGCCUAGAGUGGUCAACUGGAGUGUGGUUACGAAAGGAGAAACUGACGAGGAUAAGAAGUUGAAUGCUACCUACAUAAUCAGUGUUGCCCGAAAGCUUGGGUGCUCCAUCUUCUUGUUACCCGAGGAUAUUAUAGAGGUAAACCAGAAGAUGAUCCUUACAUUGACUGCAAGCAUAAUGUACUGGAGCCUGCAGCAACAGGGUUACUCAGAGUCUUCUGCUGCUGAAGACAGUGAUGUUCCUGAUGCAUCCCCUCCCCCGUCUGUAAAUGGCGAGAAAGAGGAAGUUCUGGUUGGUGAGGUUUCCAAUUUGACGGUGGACGAUGCAGUUUCAGAUGCUACUAAGUCCUACUGAGUCGACACAUGUGGAGGAAAAAGAUCCUUACAUGAAAUGACCUGAAAAUGCUGCAGCACUUUUUUCAUUACUGAUUCAUUUCCAAAGAUGAGAAUCGAAGGAAAAUACAGCAGCCGUUGGCAGAUACACACUGUCUCUGUGUGCAGAACAGACGGGGGUCUUCAGAAUCAAUGUGCUCCUGAAGCACACAAGGAAAAAGAGAAGGAAGGGGGGGAAUCCGGUAAAUUGCAUUCUUUAAUUAGAGCCUGAUGUUCUUAGGCAUAUUCUUUUAACACUGUUGCAUUCAUCAUGCUGAAAUAAUUGGGCUAAUGAUACGUUUUGCCCAUGUAUUUUUAUUUUUUUUUAAUGUAUUUCGUCGUGUAAUUUUAUAUAUAUAGAUUCUACCUUUAUAUU
Populus trichocarpa (black cottonwood) is the source of this 2750-nucleotide messenger RNA. Its product is annotated as fimbrin-5. Lineage: Eukaryota; Viridiplantae; Streptophyta; Magnoliopsida; Malpighiales; Salicaceae. Gene Ontology annotation, biological process: actin filament network formation; actin filament bundle assembly. The record is from RefSeq and is a predicted model, not a curated record. Gene Ontology annotation, molecular function: actin filament binding. The transcript has 15 exons. Bases 318 to 2357 code for a protein of 679 amino acids. Gene Ontology annotation, cellular component: cytoplasm; actin filament; actin filament bundle.